UUUCGAAACUGAUUUUUGAAAAAGCUUCACUCCCUCUUCUCUCUCUCUCUCUCUCUCUCUCUCUCCGACUGCGAAAAUGACAAUCGGUUACAAAGACACCGCCGGUGAAUCCAACUCCACCGCCGACGGCGACCCGCUCUUCCCGUGGCUUUUGAAGAUUAAAAAGGCGACGGAGGAUCUCUACUCUGGUAAAAAUUCCGGAGAAGAUCUCGAUGAGCUUCUCCAUGAUUGUAUCUCAACUUGUAAGCAAGAUGCUCGGUACCAAAACGACAUCAGAUUCCUCAAGAUCUGGUUCCUCUACCUUGAGGGAUGUGAAGAUUUCGAGAGUGUUUAUAGAGAAGUUGAAGAGAAGGAGAUAUGCAAAGGGCAUUCGUUGCUCUAUGAAUGGUAUGCUAUUUUUCUUGAGGUCAAAGGAUUGUGGCGAAGAGCAAAUUCGGUUUAUCAGACUGGUCUUUCAAGCACCCCAGCAGCUGUGGCCAACCCGGUUGUGCCUUGA
Molecule: messenger RNA, 496 nt
Organism: Camelina sativa (false flax)
Lineage: Eukaryota; Viridiplantae; Streptophyta; Magnoliopsida; Brassicales; Brassicaceae
Source: RefSeq, a predicted model, not a curated record